This is a messenger RNA of Miscanthus lutarioriparius, 1707 nucleotides long. The record is from the annotation of a GenBank genome assembly. Lineage: Eukaryota; Viridiplantae; Streptophyta; Magnoliopsida; Poales; Poaceae.
AUGGCGUUCCUCGCGCCUCCGCAGUUCAAGUGGCCCCCUUCCACCCGCGCGGCGGUGUUCAGGGAGCCCUCCGGCGGCGCAGGCUCCCGCCCCAGUCGGAUAAACUGCUCUUUCUCCUCCACGGCAGUCGUCGAUGCAGAGCGCCUCGAGUGCUUGUCCGUCGAGCCGCCGCCUUCUCCUCACCGGACCCUUCCGGGCUGUUUCGGUGAGGCGCUUCUCAACAAGGAGGCCAUGGUUGCGGCUGCGGCCGCGGAAGCCGUCGCUCUGGCUCGAGCGGCGGCCGAAGUCGCCGGAGAAGUCGCCCGGAUGGCGCAAAAGGAUCACCCGGCGGACUUACCGCGGCGUGAUGACACGGAGGACAGCUUCUUGUCAAGAGAGGUCCUCCGCACCGAGGUGGGGUUGGAGGCGAGGCGCGCCGGGCUCGAAUUAUUGCAGGGCGAUGAGUUCAGCAGCAUCUUCAGCGACGAAUCCGAGGAUGACGAUGAUGACAGCGGGUAUAGCAUAGCCGUAGCGGUGAAGUCGGCGCGGCGGUCCGAGAGAAGGGCUCGGAGAGUGAGGGCGGCGAUGAAGGCGGCUAAGUGUUUCAGCGGCGGGAAGCCCGUUGGAGCGUCCUCCACAAGGAAGAAGCGGUUGAAGGGUUGCCAGACUCCUCUCGGGUGCUUCUAUAAGAUGACCGGCCUGAGGCUUCUCACGGCGGAACAAGAAGUCGAGUUCUCAGAAGGAAUUCAGGACCUCCUGAAACUGGAAGCCAUCCAAAAGGAGGUUGCGCAAUAUAAUGGUGGUGAACCAACAUUUUCCCAGUGGGCGGCAGCAGCUGGAACUGAUGAGAACACUCUGCGGAGACGCCUGAAUUAUGGGGUUUACUGCAAAAACAGGAUGGUGAAAUCUAAUGUGCGACUUGUAAUCUCAAUCGCAAAAGAACAUGAAGGCCCUGGAAUGGAGUUUUCUGAUCUAAUUCAGGAAGGGAUGCAAGGCCUGAUAAGAGGCGUAGAAAAGUUUGAUGCUAAGAAGGGUUUUAGAUUCUCCACUUACUCUCAUUGGUGGAUCAAACAAGCAAUACGCAAGUCUGUUUUAGAACAAACCCAGAUAAUUCGCCUGCCGGCACAUAUGGCUGAAGCAAGUUCCCGAGUGAAGGAAUGCUGCCGGCGACUCCGUCGUGAGUUGAAACGGCUACCCAGCAACGAAGAGAUUGCGGUGGACACUGGCAUGCCAAUCCGGCGGGUGGAGGCAGCCAUGAGCCUCCCAAAAUACAGCGUGUCCUUCACGAGCAAGGUCGGGUGCACGGACGUCACAUACCAGGUUUGUUCGUCCUUGACGUCCUUCUCAUGUAAACGCUACGGUGGAACAUACAGCAUGACAAUAAUAAUGGCGCCUGAAUCUAACGGCCUCCGCUUCGCUUCGUCGACCUGGCAGGAGAUCAUGCCGGACACGAGCGCCGAGACGGCCGAGGAGGUGCUGCACCGGUGGCUGAUGAAGAAGGACGUGAACUCGGCGCUGGAAAGCCUGAGCCCGCGCGAGAAGCUGGUGAUGCGGUACCGGUUCGGCAUCGAGGGGGGGCGGCCCAGGACCCUGCACGACAUCGGGCAGCUCAUGGGGGUGAGCCGGGAGCGGAUCCGGCAGAUCGAGCUGGGCGCGUUCCGGAAGCUGCGGAGCAAGAAGAGGGUGCAGUCGCUGCAGCAAUACCUGCAGCCGGCGGAGAGCUGGUAG